UUCCCCUCUCUCCACUCUCCCAUAAAUUCACUGUUGGCAAAUGCAAAGUCUCCAAGAAAUUCCCCUUUCUCUUUCCCUUUUCCCUUCUCUAUACAAAUCUGGAUGUCCCUAUACCUCGUGACUCUUCAAAGGCCUAGCAUGCAACAAGUCUCUUAACUCUCUACCAUGUACUAUUUCUAUCCAUGUUCCCUUUGAUUCUAGCACUCUUAAAGAACCUCCACACUCAUAUACACACAAGUAUUUUUUUCCAGGCUACUAGUGCAAAAAGGGUAGGUAAAAAGGCUAUAUAAGAAGAGAUAUAUAUGCUGAAGACCAAAUAUGAAAGAGCAACGAAAGGGUUUCUUCUCUGAUUGAUUUCUCUUUUGGUUGACCAAUUUUGAUAUCAAGCUUCCAGUCAGUGAUUCUGCAAUCACCUUCACGUAGUUUCUCCCACCAUGUCUUCUUCCAACAGACAUUGGCCAAGCAUGUUCAAAUCCAAGCCUUGCAAUAAUCCCCACAACCAAUGGCAUCAUGACAUCAACUCCUCUAUAGUUUCCACCGGUUGCCAAAGAAGCCCUUAUGCUAAUUCAGGAGGUGACGAGAGAACCCCAGAACCAAAGCCAAGAUGGAACCCAAAACCGGAGCAAAUCCGCAUCCUGGAAGCCAUCUUCAACUCAGGGAUGGUGAAUCCCCCAAGGGAUGAGAUAAGGAAGAUCCGGGUGCAGUUGCAAGAGUAUGGCCAAGUGGGUGAUGCCAAUGUCUUCUACUGGUUCCAGAACCGCAAAUCCAGGAGCAAGCACAAGCUUCGUCACUUCCAAAACACAAAGAACCAAAAUAAUGCAGAAGCACAACAACAGCACAGGGUUGAUGCUUCUUCUUCUCUCUCUCAGACCACACCACUUUCAUCCUCAUCCUCUUCAUCUGACAAAUCAUCUUCAAAGGAAUUAGCAUACAACCCCAAUGGAUUCUCCUUUGGCUUUUCAAAUGUCAAUGAUGUAGCAGUGCCUAAUUCUCCCACUGCUUCUGUGAAUCAGACUUAUUUUCACCCUCACAACCACAGUGACAACAAUUUGCUACCACAAGAGCCUUUCUCCUUUACCAUGCACAACAACAAUGGGCAAGGUUUUGUUGAUAAUAAUACCAUAACAACGCUUGGGUUUUCUGUCCCUCAAUUCUCCAGCAACAUGAUGCAAUCUCAACUUCAGUGUCAACAAAAUGUUGGAUCUUGCACUAGUCUUUUGCUGAGUGAGAUCAUGAGUCAUGGAACCUUCUCAAAGAAAGAUCAAGACAAGGCAUUGAAGAUAAUGCAUCCACAACUUAGUAAUUUCCCUCUUACUUCAACUCCAACCACAAUCAUUGCUCCUCCAAUCUCAACCGUUCUGGAUCCAAGCCCCAUCACUCAACUUGAAGGUGUUGGUGAGGUUGCAGCAGGAGAUAGGGCAAAAUGUAUUACAGUGUUCAUUAACGAUGUUGUAUUUGAGAUUGUGAUGGGACCCUUCAACGUGCGCCAAGCCUUUGGAGAUGAAGCUGUGCUUAUCCACUCUUCUGGUAACCCUGUUCCCACCGAUGAGUGGGGCAUCACUCUCCACCCACUGCACCAUGGUGCUUGUUACUAUCUGGUUUAAAGAAGUGAAGCCUGGAGGAGGACAAAGGAUAUAUAUAUAUAUAGAGUAUGUAGGGUUUUCUAUAUUUUCGUUCGGUCUCUUCUGUCUGUAUAUGGGUAUUGCUACAGGAUUUUGAAAAUGGUUAAAGUCACAAUCAUGAUUGGUUGAGUGUAAGUCUGAAAAUAUGAAAAUCAUGAUUCCAUGGUUGAAUAGCUAGCACAUAUGUAUCUUCAUUUUAUGGAUAAAUAAUUUUGAACAAUA
Glycine soja is the source of this 1844-nucleotide messenger RNA. RefSeq names its product WUSCHEL-related homeobox 9-like. Lineage: Eukaryota; Viridiplantae; Streptophyta; Magnoliopsida; Fabales; Fabaceae. The transcript is spliced from 5 exons. The record is from RefSeq and is a predicted model, not a curated record. Bases 435 to 1604 code for a protein of 389 amino acids. Gene Ontology annotation, molecular function: DNA-binding transcription factor activity; DNA binding. Gene Ontology annotation, biological process: regulation of developmental process.